AUAUCUACUACCCAGAUGAAAUUUAAACAUGAGUGUGAUUUCGUAGCACAGUGGGGAUUUGAGAAAGAUAACUAUUGUAAAGUAUAACACAGCAAAAUAUUAUAAUAACUAGUUACAUUUUGGUAUGCAAGUAUUGUCAGCGUUGGUGACUGAUGUAUUUAACUCUCAUGAACAAUAAUUUUUGCUUUAGCAAUGUGGUGUGAACUCAAGCCUGAAUCAGCAAUCAUUCAAGUUAUUAAAGGAGUUGCAUUUAAAUUUCGCAUCAUGGUGUUACAGAAAUACUCGCAUCAUCUGGAUAAGUUUACUCCAUGUUGGUUUACUACAAAGCAUUUGAAGGAAGUGUUGGCUCUUCUUUGUCCAGUACUAAUUAGUCAUGCAGAACAGAAGAGUACAUUAAAGAAAGAAGACACAAAAAAUAAAAAACUCUCAGGAGUUGGACAAAUUAAAGGUUCAACGCUUCAGGUUUCUUACAGUCUAAUGCUGGCUGUAAGUAAGAGAUACGUGGUUUUGCAUCCUCCAUAUAUGCCUGGUGGUUUAUAUCAACAUUGUCACCUGCAAAAUGACCUUGUCCAAGUUUAUGUAGAAGAAUUAUUAAAUGAGGAAGAAGAGAAAGAAAUAAAAUGUAAAUCAGAAAGUACAUCUAUUGUGGAUGUAGAGCAGCCAGGCAGCUGUAGAUACUUUUUUCAAAUACCUCAUGGGUUUGAAGCUACUUCACAGGAAAAAGUAUCUCUUCAAAGGAUUGUGACAUGUGGAAGAAAGAGGAAGAGAGAAGUUUUGAAAACUGAAGAACUAAAAGAAGUAGAUGAAGAAAAAGACAAUGAGAUAUCAGGAAGAAAUGACAAACAUGUGGAACUUUAUCCUAAUAGUGCCAGUUUUGAUUCACACUUGAAAUAUUCUCCACAAAGCUCUAUGAACUAUGCCAAAAGUGAUCCUGUUAAUCAGCUAGAAGAUGUGGAGUUAAAAACUCAUAACCUGAGUAGUGAUUUAGAAAACAGUAAAAAGAAAGAUAUUUCACAUGAGGCAGUGAUGAAAGAAGCACUUGAUUAUCAUGUGUGUGAAAGAUUUUCAGAAUCGUCUAAGACAGCCGUUUCAGCAGAAAAUAACCUUCAGUUAGAUGGUGACAUUGAAAAAACUUGUAACAAAGCGACUAGUAAGAUUGUUAGAGCCAAAUUAAAAGAAGGUGCUGAAAAUUUUAUGAUAACUAAUGAUUCACAAUUAGCCAGUGAAACUGCAUCAAGAUUGAAUAGUAAUAUUGGUUUAGCAUCAAAAAGGUGCAAGAAAAACCAAUCAACCUCAGUAAAAGGCAGGAAUCGAAUAGCAAGGAAACGGUCACAAAAUUGUGAUUGGUUUUAUAGUGAACUUCAUAGUUCUGAUUCAGAUAAAGAAACUUCUGUUGGAAAAAGUAAAAUUCAGCCAAGGGGAAAGCUUUCUCUUAAAAGAAAGAGAUGAAAAAAGAACUGGAUUAAAAAAUGAACAAUGGUGAAGACAAAUUUUACUCUAGGCUGAAUUUUUUUAUGCCUAUCUUUAACAGCAGGUAAUUGAUAUAAGCUGGUCACGAUGAGAUUAAAAUAUAUGUUUAUGUAUAACACACAUUUAUAUAUUUUUGUUUUAAAUAUCUGUAACAUUCUGAAAAUAUUUUUGCAUACCACAUAAACUUUUACUAGAAGGAAAAUAGGCAUUGUAGGGUAUCCUCUGUGUAUGAUAUUGUUUGGUGUGCUACAGUACAAGUGAAUUAGCGUGGCAUGGGCUAUUUGUUCAGUUUCACAUGUAGGUUUUUCCAGUGGAUUUUUUCUAAAGUAUUUGAGUGAUGGUUAUUUUCUUCAUGACUUUUCUGUAAAAAUGUUUGUUUCUAAGAAGCUUAUUGCGAAUUAAACAGUACUGCAACAUAUACAAAGACAUUUUUCAUGCAUAUGGUGAACAUUUUCUCAAUGAUGUUUAUUGCUAGGCAGCAGUAGUCAAAUUGCACGGGAGUGCUUGGUGGACAGCCCUGCCCACCGCCACUACGGCACUGACUACUAAAUAUCAGUAGCCUAUUGUCAACACUGUUAAGCCUAAUGUUUGAUAAUAAACUAAAUUAGUUUUUAUCAUUACUUUAUGUUCACACUGAAGUAAUUAAGCUCAUCUUUCAUUUUAUACAAGUGUCAAAUAAAUACUGGUCUCUACUUUAUUUGAUGUUUACAUAAUACUAAUAAUACAAAGUAUUUUACUAAUAAUAAUUUAUCCUGAUUUAUAAUCUACCUAUAACUUAUAAGCUGAAAUUAAAUAACAUAUAAAAUCAAGUAUACAAGUUACUCCUUAACCCUAUAGCCACGGGCAUCCUUUACUGCGCAUGAUACAAGAGCUUUGAUGUUACCUCCCUCUUUACAAAUAUUCCCUUAAAUGAAACCAUUAACAUAUGCAUAUCUGAGCUUUCGCGUAAUAACAUUCCUCUAAAUGGCUUUUCUGAAAAUCAAAUUAAGACCAUGCUGGAUCUUACCAC
This is a messenger RNA of Limulus polyphemus (Atlantic horseshoe crab), 2479 nucleotides long. RefSeq lists its product as uncharacterized. The transcript has 8 exons. The record is from RefSeq and is a predicted model, not a curated record. Lineage: Eukaryota; Metazoa; Arthropoda; Merostomata; Xiphosura; Limulidae. The coding region runs from base 193 to 1449 and encodes 418 amino acids.